This is a messenger RNA of Paraglomus occultum, 480 nucleotides long. NCBI's taxonomy places the organism in Eukaryota, Fungi, Glomeromycota, Glomeromycetes, Paraglomerales, Paraglomeraceae. The record is from the annotation of a GenBank genome assembly.
AUCAGUGAAAAGGAAGGAGGUUCGAAAAUGGCUGGAAACAAUGCAGGCAAAGAAAAGCUUCUGUAUCAUGAACAAUUGAAGACAAAUGUUUUGGCUGACAAAAACAUUGCUAUACAUGACCCAAAGUGUGAAAUAAUUGGAACAAGUGAAAAGAAGCUGUCGAAGAUAGUGAGGAAGAUCCUGAGAAAAGAAAACGAAGAAGACAUCAUUGAAGAGGAAAUAAAUUUUCAGGUUGAUGAGGAAACAAAUUCUCAGCUCGAUGAUGAGCAAACCAACCUUAACUGGUUGCUUGAAUUAGAGAAUAAUGCAUGCUCUUUGACAUGGCAGCCAUCCCAUCAAGAAGAGCUGGGAAUGAUGGAGUCGACUGUAAAGUCCCUGCAAGAUAUACUGGGAUUCCGAUUUCAAUGCUCAGUGACAAUGAAACUGAUUUUGGAACUUCAUUGUGAUCUCCAUAAAGCUGAUGAUUUAAUCGACUUGUGA